Molecule: messenger RNA, 3736 nt
Organism: Cyclopterus lumpus (lumpfish)
Lineage: Eukaryota; Metazoa; Chordata; Actinopteri; Perciformes; Cyclopteridae
Gene: gen1
Product: flap endonuclease GEN homolog 1
Exons: 13
Coding region: 372-3158 (928 amino acids)
Molecular function (GO): four-way junction DNA binding; 5'-flap endonuclease activity
Source: RefSeq, a predicted model, not a curated record
GCAUUUAGCGGCGCUUUAAUAUGACGUUCACGUUUUAAAAAGUCCGGCUUCGACCGACUUCGCGAGACUGUUUCCUUUCUUUCUACCUUGUUGUAGAAAUAAUGAAGUGAAUUUAAAUUAUAGGUGCUACAUUAACGUAAACGAAAGCCUUGCAAUGACCCAUAUUCAAUUUAAACAUCGAAUUGACUUUGUGGUAAUUAAUACCGCAACAAGGCAGCGUAGCACAGAGCUGCUCAACGAAUUGGAACGCGGCCCAAUGGCGCCACUGUUUGAACACUUGUCGAUGUCCUGUUGGCUUUGUGUUGUUGAGCAUUCACGUUUUCUACAUACUGCCCUCGUUUAAAUCAACUGAAGAGCCGUUUGGGGCGGAUAUGGGUGUUCACGACUUGUGGUCCAUCGUGGAGCCGGUUCGUGAGUCGGUGCCGCUGUACAGUUUGAGCGGAAUGACUCUGGCAGUGGACCUGAGUUUAUGGGUGUGCGAGGCCCAGCAUGUCCAAGCGAUGAUGGGGAGAGUUACCAAGCCCCACCUGAGGAAUUUAUUUUUCAGGGCGUCAUCCCUCACCCUUAUGGGAGUAAAGCUGGUCUUUGUGAUGGAAGGAGAAGCCCCUAAACUGAAAGCAGAAACCAUGAGCAAGAGGACAGAAACAAGAUAUGGAGGAUUCAAAAAGGCUUCUGCCCCUAAGACUACAAUAAACACCAGCAGAGGGCGCUUUAACGCUGUACUCCGUGAGUGUGCAGACAUGUUGGACUACCUAGGUGUGCCCUGGGUGACAGCUGCUGGGGAAGCUGAGGCCAUGUGUGCCUACCUGGACUCACAGGGCCUGGUGGACGGUUGCAUCACUAACGAUGGAGAUGCCUUCUUGUAUGGAGCUCAGACUGUCUACAGGAACUUCAACAUGAACAGUAAAGACCCACAGGUGGACUGUUACAGGACAUCCAGGGUCCAAACAGAGUUGCAUCUCUCCAGAGAGAAUCUAGUUGGUCUGGCCAUCCUCCUUGGCUGUGAUUAUAUUCCUAAAGGCGUUCUAGGUGUUGGUAAAGAGCAAACUCUGAGGCUUAUCCAGAUGCUGAAAGGACAAACACUUCUGCAGAGGUUUAUGCAGUGGAAGGAGGAGAAUGCAGGCGUGUUUGAGGGAGUAAAGAAGGUUCCUCACUGCAACAUAUGUCGACAUCCUGGCUCAGCGAAGGCGCAUGAACGUGGCGGCUGUGUGCUUUGCGACAGCAAACGUUUCUGUCAACCUCAGGACUUUGACUACCAGUGUCCUUGUGACUGGCACCACUAUGAACAGGCCCGGCAGGACUUGUCUUUUGAGGCAAAUAUCAGAAAGAAAACUCUGGCAAGUCAACAGUUCCCUUUCACAGAGAUCAUUCGUGAGUUUCUGAUUUCAAAGGAUAAGCCUGUGUCACAUUUUAAGAGGAGGCAGCCAAAUAUGCUGUUGAUACAGAAAUUUGCCAAUGACAAGAUGGAGUGGCCGAAGCAUUACACCAGUGAAAAGGUUUUAGUCCUGAUGACCUACGCAGAGUUGAUGAACAGAAAAUAUGGACGUGAAAUGUCCUCUCAAAUCAAGCCCCUCAGAAUAUUGAAACCAAGGGUGAGGAAUGCCGUCGCUUGCUUCGAGGUCAUCUGGAGCGCACCAGAGCAUUACGUGUUUCCUGAGGAUCGGCCUGCAGAGAAUCAACAUGAAGUGAGGACGGUGGAGGAAGAGUCUCUCUUCCGUGUGGCCUACCCAGAGGUGGUGGAGAGCUACCUGAGAGACAAAGCUCUGGCCGAAGAGAACAAGACCAAGAAGAAAAGGCCAAAGAGUAAAAAGGAGAAGCCAUCUGAGGUCUCCGAUGGUAUUUCAGACCUCUUGGCCCAGAUGACCCUUCAGAGUUCCUCUAACACAAACACACAAAUGCUGAUCCAUGCCAUUUCAAACACAGAUGAACCAGAAGUGGUGGUUUUGGACACUCCGGUUAACCAUAAAAAGGAUCUGAAGUCAAAAGAAGACGACCGCAGUCUUGGCGGUUGCCCCAGUAGUCCUCUGUCUCGGGCCGAAUCAGAGGCUGCUGCUUCACUGUCUGUCUCUGCUGUUAUCGACGCUCUACACCUGAGUGAUAUUGACUGGGAUGCUUUGUCCUUCACAUCCACUCCAACUCAACAAUCGGCUACAAAACACAACACUGAGCCCAAACUGAGCAAAACCACAGACGGUAAUGUCGGGGAAACAAAGGCUGAAAACACAAAGCAGAAAACCUCGGAUGAAGUCAAAGAAGCCGACUCCAGAUCUGCUCCGGAGUUGUGCUACACAGACUGUCCUCUAAGGGACAGGCUGCUCAUGAAGAACACAGCGAAGGUUGUAAACCAGACGGAGGCACACAAUGACGUGGUCUCAAAGCAACUGAACUAUGAGUUGGCUUCUUUCAAACACAUUUCUUCUCAUAACUCAAAACCAAAUGGCCAGAUUCCCGGUAAAGUUAUUAGUGAAUUAUCAGAAGAGGAAUCUGAUGUUGACAAAAAAGAGCCACUCACGGACAAAAGGCAGUGUGCAACGAGUAAGGGAGAAACAAACACUCGCAGCUCUAAACAUCAGUUGGGGCCUGCAGCUCAGGUUAAGACAAAGGACAAAUGUAAUGGCUCCCAAAAGCCUCCUGAGAAAUAUAAAUUUGUCCAAAAAGCCAUUUCAUCAUCUGCUGUCGCACCGCAGAGGAGCCACUCUGACCCAGGGCAACGUGACAAGGGCCGGAAGGUGCCACAGGCCGCCAAGAAGAGCGUGUGCAUGAGCAUGUGUUCAUCAAGCGAGGAAAGUGAUGCAGAGAACCAGCAGUCUGGACCUCAAAGAACAACUCAAAUCAAGCCCAUGAACAAGAUCAAGGACGGCUUCCUCUCAGACUUCCCCUUGAAACCUAAAAAAGUCAAACCAACAGUGAGAACGGCUCCCGCUGUUCAGUCAGUACAACUAAAACCUCAGCGCUGCAGUGUAGAUAUCAAGAUAAACGGCAUACCUUUAUCAACUAAAAGCAGAUGCCAGGAUGUCUCAGCAGCUGAAGUGGAUGGUGGGGUGUUCCUUCAGACUCCAGCAUCACCCGUCGUGGUGUUAGACAGCGAUGACUCAGCUAUUUUUAGUGAGAGUCCAUUGCCACUGGCAGAGAGACUGAGGCUGAAAUUCCUGAAGUGAGCAGGACGAUAACAGGAUCUGUGUUGAAUCUUUAUUCUUAACCCUGGAAAUGGAGGUUGAACAAAAAGUCUUAUCUCAAGGUCCACUUUUUACAGCUGUAAUAGUUAGUCCAGUUGUCAGUCGACGGAAAAUGAAUCAGCAAAAUUGUUUUAGUUUUUUUUAUUGCAAAUAAGUCACCCUUUUUAUGGUUCCAGCUUCUCAAAUAUGAUAAAGUGCUGCUUUUCUUUGUCUCAACAGUAUAAUAACUUGUAGAUGUUUUUUUUUUUUUACAUUUACAUUUGUUGACAUCAAAUUAACUUGUAGAAUAAUCAAGAAAAACACGACCUGUUACUAAAUGGAUCUGUUUCUGUAAAACAGUUGUAAGUAUAACAUGCUGAUUAUUCGUGAAAUGUGGUUUGAAAGCUCCAAAAAAAGCAAAAAAUCUGACGUCAAACUUAUUUACAUUAUUUCUUUGAGGCUGUGCCAUUAGAGUGUAUACAAUGUUCUGCAACAUAUGCUGAUAUUGAGAAGCUUGAAUGAUUGUGUUAAUAAGGAAAUUGUUACAAUAAAUAUUAUUCUUAUAAAUGUUUUCUAUCAGC